Messenger RNA from Penicillium lagena, 432 nucleotides. RefSeq lists its product as uncharacterized. The coding region runs from base 1 to 432 and encodes 143 amino acids. Lineage: Eukaryota; Fungi; Ascomycota; Eurotiomycetes; Eurotiales; Aspergillaceae. The transcript has a single exon. The record is from RefSeq and is a predicted model, not a curated record.
AUGCCUCUCUGGCGUAUCUACCACGCCACGCGUGCCCUUUCUCCUCCUGACCAGGAGAAGCUUGCCCAGCUCAUUACCAAUCUCUACUCAACUCCUCCUGCGACCCUACCCGCUUUCUAUGUAGAUGUCAUCUAUAUCGAAGUGCAUCCGAAUAAGCUCUUCGUUGCUGGGAAACCUCGAAACAACUUCGUCCGAUUCAGCAUCGAGCACCUUGCCACCCACCUAGAUAAAGAGCCUCCACGCAUGACUCGUUUCCACGGAGCUCUUGACAAUGUCUUAAUCCCGUUCUUGAAGGAGCGAGAGCUUGACUGGGAGUAUAGCGUUGUUAACGGGAUCAGAGAGGAGUGGAGGUUUAAUGGCUUAGCACCACCCCCAUUUCAGAGCGAUGCUGAGCGUUUGUGGGCUGAGAAAGGAUGCCCUGUUCCAUAUUGA